AUGAAAGGUCAGAGGUGACUCUCAACUCGGACACUUUCAGUGGUGAUUACAUUGGCCAAUCAGCAUCAAUUACAUGUCAGCUAACCUCCACUGACACAUAGAGACCUCAAGGUCACAUCAUCAAUUGAGAGUUAAAAUGCUUGAUGGACUGUUUAGUUUCCAGACUGGUUAAGAGACCACAGACUGGUUCAGAGACUACAUACUAGGGUUGAAACACAGUCUCAAACGGUCCCCUGAUGCAGCACAAUCUAUAGGUGAAUGCUUCAGAGGUAAGUGGUGUAAUUUCACGUUUUAAACCAUGAAGAUUCCUGUCAGUAAUUGAACUUCCAACAUUAUGUAAAUUGUUAAUUUGAUGUAAAAUAAUUAUGAUUAUGUGGAAUUUCAUGACUUGGUGUGUAGCUAGCUGUUAAACUAAUACAGUGACAGACUGAUUUAACAACAGAGACAGUCCUCAUAUGUCCCAAAGAAUACCUCUCCAGUGUGUGUGGUUAUACCUGUGUGUGUGGUCUCACCUGUGUUCCUACGUGUGUGUGUGUGUGUUGCAGGAGGAGGGUGUGUGGCAGAGAUGUCCGUCACAGCAGUGUAGUCACGGCGACAGAGUCGUUCGUCCAGCCUGUUCACAAGCCCUACAUCACCCUGUGUCAGGGCCACCGCUUCUGCAGCACCUACAAGUAAGAGAGAUAGCCAUGACGGUCAUGAUCACGAUCACUGUUGCUAUCGCUAUCACUGCAAACAUCCCACCUAAUCUUAUCAUAAUACCAUGCUAAUGCCACCAAAAGGUCCAUAUCACUUCCCAUUCAACUACAGACCGCAAAAACACUACAGUAAAUACUACAGUAAUGUCCGCAAAAACACUACAGUCCGCAAAAAUACUACAGUAAUUACUAUAGUAUAUUAUACUACACUAUUUAAUUUGCAUAUACCCUGCCUAUUCUCCUCUACCAUAUCCCAAUUUGUGCCACCCAUAAGUGAGAAACCUACUUGCCAAGUAUUUUGUUCCAUACAGGUUAUAGAAAAAAGCAGAAGCGCUAAACUAUGUGUUCAGUCCUACCUACCAACAGGUUAUGGAUAAAUUGUUCUUUGAGUGUUUUGUCCAGUAGGUUUCCUCAAGGAAAAAGCAGCCACUGCUAUAUCAAAGAUAAUAAAACACUAUAGGAAAUACUACAGUAAUAUUCACAAAAACACUAUAGUAAAUACUACAGUCGGCAAAAACACUACAGUAAAUAUUACAGUAUACUACAGUCUGCAAAAACACUACAGUAAUUACUAUAGUAUAUACUACUAUAUACUUUUUUGUAUAUACUAUAUUAAACUGUAAAUACUACAGUAAUGUCCACAAAAACACUACAGUGAAUACUAUAGUAUUUAUACCAUAGUACAUUAUAGUAUUUUUUCAUGUGGGAUCACUCUCUUAUAUCAUACUCGUACACAGAAGUGGGUCACGGCACAUAUUUUUGGGGAAUCCAAAUAUCAAGCACUUUGUAUAACUACGGGAAAUGAACAGCCAGCCAACAGAGCCCACUGCUGUGUUUAUCUUGGACAACCUCUCCCUCCGUACUUACGCACUCUUUCUUUCUCAUUCUCCCUUUAGCUUGUUCUCUCUCUCUCUUUCUCUCUUCCUGCACAGUAAUGUGCCCACAUGAAAAAAUACUAUAGUAUACUAUGGUAUAAAUACUAAAGUAUUCACUGUAGUGUUUUUGCAGACUCUACUGUAGUAUUCACUGUAGUGUUUUUGCGGAUUAAAGUCAGCAAAAACACUACAGUGAAUAAUGUAGUAUUUACUGUAGUAAACUGUAUUAUACUGUAGUAUACUGUAGUAUUUACAGUUAAAUAUAGUAUAAAUACUGUAGUAAAGGAAAAAUGUAGUAUACACUAUAGUAACUAAUGUAGUGUUUUUGCGGAUUGUAGUAUACUGUAGUAUUUACUAUAGUGUUUUUGCGGACUGUAGUAUACUGUAGUAUUUACUGUAGUGUUUAUGCAGACAUUACUGUAGUAUUUACUGUAGUGUUUUUGUUUCAUAUUUGACAUAGAAGUGGAGGCUUUCUCUUUCAGGAAACCUAUUUGAAAAAAUAUUAAAAGAGCACAUUUUCCAUUAGUAAGUAGGUAGGUUCAGCACUUCUGCUCUUGUCUAUAUAAUGUAGGAAACACAAUAUAUUCUAUACUUGGCAUGUAGGUUUCUCACUUACGGGUGGCACAAAUUGGGAUACAGGGGAGGGGAAUGGGCAGGGUAAUGCAAAUAAAUACUGUAGUAUUUACUAUAGUUUAAAAAAUGUAGUGUUUUUGCAAACAUUACUACAAUGUUUUUUUUGCAGAUAAUGCUGUAAUAUUUGCUGUGGUAUUGUACAGUAUACUACAACAUUCUAUAGUAAGUACUACACAUGAUGUGGGUGAGCAAUGCAGCAGACCUCCCAACAACUAUAAUUAUAAACGUACCUUCCAACCAUGAGGCUGUUAUGAAUUAAUUUGUUUGAGGCAUCAUUCGUGAGGCAAUUUUUCUCCUUUCCUCCCUCUUUCCCCCUCCUUCCCUCUCUCCCUCUCUGAUGUCUGUGCCCGUUCACUGAGGACAAUGCCAGGAAACAUUUCAGCAGAUUUCAGUGAAACAGCUGAACGCAGAACUGGCUUGGUGUCACCCCCUCUUCCUCCCCUCCUUUACACAUUUCCCGCCCUUGUCACACGCACUUGGUAACCAGUGGUCCAUGGUCUAGCCUAAUAUUCCAGUGAAUUCCCAUUCUCUCAUCUACACUAUAUAUACAAAAGUAUGUGGACACCCCUUCAAAUUAGUGGAUUCAGCUAUUUCAGCUACACCCGUUGCUGACUGGUGUAUAAAAUCAAGCACACUGCCAUGCAAUCUCCAUAGACAAACAUUGGCAGUAGAAUGGCCUUACUGAACAGCUCAGUGACUUUCAACGUGGCACCGUCAUAGGAUGCCACCUUUCAGUUCGUCAAAUGUCUGCCUUGCUAGAGCUGUCAACUGUAAGUGUUGUUAUUGUGAAGUGGAAACGUCCAGGAGCAACAACGGCUCAGCCGCGAAGUGGUAGGCCACACAAAAUCACAGAACGGGACCGGCGAGUGCUGAAGCACGUAGCGCUUAAAGAUCGUCUGUCCUCGGUUGCAACACUCACUACCGUGUUCCAAACUGCCUCUGGAGGCAAUGUCAGCACAAUAACUGUUCUUCUGGAGCUUCAUGAAAUGGGUUUCCAUGGCCGAGCAGCCACACACAAGCCUAAGAUCACCAUGCGCAAUGCCAAGCGUCGGCUGGUGUUCUGUAAAGCUUGCCGUCAUUGGACUCUGGAGCAGUGGUAACGCGUUCUUUGGCGUGAUGAAUCACGCUUCAACAUCUGGCAGUCUGACGGACAAAUCUGGGUUUGGCGGCUGCCAGGAGAACACUACCUGCCCCAAUGCAUAGUGCCAACUGUAAAGUUUGGUGGAGGAGGAAUAAGGGUCUGGGGCUGUUUUUCUUGGUUCGGGCUAGGCCCCUUAAUUCCAGUGAAGGGAAAUCUUAACGCAUAUAAUGACAUUCAUGAUUAUUCUGGGCAUCCAACUUUGUGGCAACAGUUUGGGGAAGGCCUUUUCCUGUUUCAGCAUGACAAUGCACACGUGCACAAAGCGAGGUCCAUACAGAAAUGGUUUGUCGAGAUCGGUGUGGAAGAACUUGACUGGCCUGCACAGAGCCCUGACCUCAACCCCAUCGAACACCUUUGGGAUGAAUUGGAACACCGACUGCGAGCCAGGCCUAAUCGCCCAACAUCAGUGCCCUACCUCACUAUUGCUCUUGUGGCUGAAUGGAAGGAUGUUCCAACAUCUAGUGGAAAGCCUUCCCAGGAGAGUGGAGGCUGUAAUAGCAGCAAAGGGCGGACCAACUCCAUAUUAAUGCCCAUGAUUUUUUUUAUGAGAUGUUCGACGAACAAGUGUCCACAUACUUUUGGUCAUGUAGUGUACAUUCUUCUCUGCUUACAUGGAGAAAACUCCAGGAGCUCAGAACACAGUGUUGACAAACAGGGGAAUCUGACCAAAUGCUACUCUACAGUGUAACAGACUAGUCUUGAUUUCUCAGGAUCAUUAUUCACACCUAACUGACUCUAUGUCGGCAGCACAGACCCUGUCUAACCUCUCACUCUCUUUUGUGUGUUUUCUUCAGGACAGUGUACAGGGUGGCGUACCGUCAGGUGACCAGAGCGGCGCCAGUCUCACACUCUUACCCAGAAUGCUGCCCGGGCUGGCGACAACUCCACUCACACAACUGUAACCAAGGUAAUGGGGGCUAACGCUCUCCUAGCAUCCCAUAUGUUGUGUGUGUGUGUGUUUGUUACAUAUCCUGUCCUCCCCAGCGGUGUGUGUCCAGUCUUGUGUGAAUGGAGGAACUUGUUUAAGACCCAACCACUGUGCCUGUCGUCUGGGCUGGAUAGGACGACACUGCCAAACAGGUACACGCAUACACACACCUGCACACACCUGCACACUAUUGCUAGCACACUUAAAUAAACAAUAUCAGUGACUCUCCCUUCCUCUCUCUAUCAGAUGUGGAUGAGUGCAGUGAGCAGCAGCCCUGUUCUCAUAAGUGUGUGAACAUGGCAGGCAGCUACCGCUGUGUUUGUAGAGAGGGCUACAGGCUGGCAAGAGACAGCCACUCUUGUGAGAGCCUUCCUCCUCCUCCCGCCCCUCCCACCCGCCCCAGCCAGGCAGCAGCAAACGAUUACAGACCCCCCUCCAGUGAUACAGGUACACCUACCUCCUCUUGCUAUUCAUCCACAGGCAUGGUAAUCAAUCAUGUGCUAUGUGUGUGUGUAUUCCAGCAGAGCCUCCUAUGGGAGUGAAGAGGAGAGAGGACAAUAGCCAGGCUCGCCGUCCAUUAUUACUUUUGGUACGCGCUAUGCCAAACUCAACUCGUACCGUGAGUAAUAAUGCACUGCGACUGGUACCAACUGCAAGUGGACCGUAUGCGCUCAACAACCAAGUGUGUGGUCAUGUACAGUAUGGUAUGACCAGAUGAACCAUGCUGAUAACCGCUGUUUCAACAUAGAUUGAUGUAGACUUAUCUUCCUUAUCUUUCGCUUAGGAAAACGUCCCACCAUUACAGAACUUUCGUUUAGUAUUGAGUGAAGCAUCCUUCUCUCCCGCACUUUCACUCAAGCGUUUCUCUAAACUGCUGCAUAUCACUCUGAAGAAAAGGAAAACAGUUGUUCUCAUAAACCACGUUUCCAUCCACAGUUUUUAUGCGAGUAAAGUCAUACCGUAUAAAAAGAAAUCACAACAGCUGUGAUGGAAACAGGAAGUGUCGGUACAAUUUUAUAAAUGGCGACAGAUCAUUUGUUCGUUCGACAUGGUGGGACCUUUUUGUGUCGGUAAAAUGUGUAAUGCGAGAAAUGGCAGUGGAAACACCUUUAUGCGCAAAUAUUGAUAUAAUAACCAUCAUAUUGAAGUAAACUUGGAGUAAUGCGAUGACAUGGUGUGUGGUCCUCCCACUACGACUCGGGAAACCAUGCAGUUUAUUUGGUUACAGAUUAAAUAAGUUAAGAUAAACUUCAAAGGGUGGUGAAAGUGCAAGGUGAUGAGCUUGAUGCUCCUUUCCAAUAAAUAUCGAGGGUCUUAUUCUGGUGACAUGGUGAUCGAUGCUUGGCUGCCACAAUAAUCUCAUCAUGUAGACUAGCCUACCCGCACAGCCUACCCGCACAGCCUACCCGCACAGCCUACCCGCACAGCCUACUGGCACUGUAUCUGCCAGCUGUUGGCUAGAGCGCAGGUGCCAAGACCAGAGUUCCACAUUUGCAAUUUAACGCAACAGUUUUUGUGACAAAACUAUUGGUAGAGUUGAAAAUGCAAUAGACAUUAAAGCUUAAGUGAAAAAUUACAUUUUGUGUACACUACGUCAUCACGCACUGAUUUCUAUCCGCAACAAAUCAGUUUGGUGGAAACACACCACUGGUGGGAAAAUGCGCAUAUUUUCUUUAUGAAGAUUUAGAACAUUCGCAUGAAAAUCUGUCACCAAUUGGACGGAAAUCUAGCUAUAGAUGUGCUUUGUUUGGCGUAACAUAGCAACGGGCUAAAAAGUUAUACUUUUGAAUCAUCUGUCCAUAGAACGUUCUUCCAAGAGUCUUGAUGAUCAUCCAGGUGCUUUUUGGCAAACUUGAGUCAACUAUUUGGACGAGAUGGGUCCCAUUAUGCCUGGCGAAAACCAAACACAGCAUUACACAGUAAGAACAUCAUACCAAAGGUCAAGCAUGGUGGUGGUGGUGUGAUGGUUUGGGGAUGCUUUGCUGCCUCAGGACCUGGACGACUUGCCUUAAUAGAAGGAACCAUGAAUUCUGCUCCGUAUCAGAGAAUUCUACAGGAGAAUGUCAGACCAUCCGUCUGUGAGCUGAAGCUGAAGCACAGCUGGGUCAUGCAGCAAGACAAUGAUCCAAAACGCACAAUCAAGUCUACAUGAAAAUAGCUAAAAAGCAACAUAUUUGAAGUUUUGGAAUGGCCUAGUCAAAGUUCAGACAUAAUCCCAAUUGAGAUGUUGUGGCAGGACUUGAAACGAGCAGUUCAUGCUUGAAAACCCACACGUCACUGAGUUAAAGCAGUUCUGCAUGGAAGAGUGGGCCAAAAUUCCUCCACAGCGACGUGAGAGACUGAUCAACAACUACAGGAAGCAUUUGGUUGGAGUCAUUGCAGCUAAAGGUGGCACAACCAGUUAUUGAGUGUAAGGGGGCAAUUACUUUUUCACACAGGGGAAUUGGGUAUUGCAUAACUUUGUUUAUGAAAGAAAUGAAAUAAAUAUGUAAUUGUUGUGUUAUUUGUUCACUUAUGUUCCCUUGAUCUAAUAUUAGGUUUUGGUUGAAGAUCUGAUAACAUUCAGUAUCACAAAUAUGCAAAAGUAGAGAAAAUUAGAAAGGGGGCAAAUACUUUUUCAUAGCACUGUACAAACUGGUAGUACUGUAUGUACAUAAAGUACAAGAGGCGGCGUUGCCAAACCAAUGACCUCUUCCUCGUAACCGCUUUCUGUCUGUCUGUAUUUGUGUCCAGAGGAAAGGAAAAAGUAGUUAUGACCAAAUUCACACAAGAUGGCUCUUCUCAGCCAAACUUAGACAGGCUGUUCACCCCCCUGAGUGUGGCUGAGGAUGGAUCGAGGGUGGAGGGGGUUAUGUGUGUGUGUGUGUGUGCGUGCGUGCAUGUGGAUGGAUGAAUAGGGGUUAGGGAGAUCUUUUGUCUAAUCAGCACAAAGUGAGAAAAACAGCAGGAAAAAAAACCAAUGACAGAUCUCUGUACUUGGUGAAAGUGACGUGGGGGUGAGGGGAAGUUAGUGGGGGGAAUAUGUGCAGGCUCAGGCUCAGUACAGAAGUGUUCUCCUUGGCCAACAAAGUGCCAGGCCAGCAGGCAGUCGCAGCAUCAACAUCAGUGUUCUGGUUAACAGCCCUAUUAUAACCAUUAACUAUUCAGGCUGAGGUCUGAUGUUGAUGAAGAUCACCAAGAUAAACAUGGGAAUAAAUGCCCUGCUCAGACUGUAACAGCUCUCGUCUGACCCCCUCAUCCUCCCCUUUCCGUCCGUUUCUGAAGGCUUUUUUUCCUUCCUUCUCUCUCCCGCUUCUUGGCCGGGACAAGCUCUCUCAUUCCAGCUCCAUCAACCUCGUCUGCUGGGGGUCACCCCCCCCCCCCCCCGUCCUUUUGACUCAAUAAUAGGCCACAUCUGGGAGAGAUAAAGCUGUUCUCAGUUUGGCCCUAGCUCCGAGACGCGGGUUCCUACCCCAGUUCGGAGCCCCUAGCUCUGGGGACCUGUCGUGGGGAGCAGGGGGACACUUGGUGACUGGUUGGACUCAGGCCAGCCCAGCUCACCCCUCCUUGUCCUGUAACCGAUAGGCAUGACGGACUGUGUGUCUAUAUAUAAUGCCCUCUCUGUCAGUUAUAUGGUGUGUGUCUGUGUCAUUUCCCCAUAUUCUCAGCCCCUUCUGCAGGCUAAUUUAUGGAUUUGUCACCGGCUUCACCCCAAGCUCAAUUCCCCAGCCAGCUCGUAGAUCUUCGGUUCUCUUCCCGUUUGUUUCAAAGCUCUGAGACUGAUACCUCCUGCCUGCUUUUGAAUCACUCUGAAUCGGAGCAAGAUGCAAGAGGCAUUAUCUAUCUCAAAGACAUGUCACAAGUCCAAGCUUUUGAUAGAAUAGGAAGGAUUAACCAUUACACUCUCUCUCUCCCCCUCUGUUGAACCUCUCUGUAAGCUAACCCUACUGGGUCAUAUUCUAUAGGGUUCACCGUAGCAAAACGUUUUGCAACAGAAAAUGAAAAUCUGUGAUUUCAGGCCCCCUCGUUUUCAAAACAUUUUCUCCCUAUUAACAACCUCGGUGUGCAGUUGGAGGGUGUUUUAGAUGGUGGUGAUCCACAUUGUAUUUUCAUGUGUGUGUGUGUGUGUUGUCUACAGGUGGAGGGGUCACAGAGGAGGUACAGAGCCUGAAGAACAGAGUAGAGCUGCUAGAGCAGGUACAUCUGCACUCCUCUACCAUCACACGCACGCGAACGGGCGUACAUACGGGUGUAAAGUCCCCCUUUAACCCUGGCUAAUGCCCCUCUAGCAUCCACCCUGACCCAGCCCUAGUCACACACUGCAUGGUGUAAUAUCAAAUACCACUCAAGAUGUAAUCAUGAACAUUUGUUAACCAACAGAGAACACACACGCUCGCAAAACCCGGCAUCCUUUGAAACGCCAGACUCUGGUAGUGACCUUUUUAAAAGUCUUUAUGGGCUUUUCAUUAGAAUUCAUGUUGUUAAUGCUCCGUUGAUUACAGUAAAAGUCAAUGAAGGGCUGCAGGCAGCUGAAAUGGGGGGGGAUCCAUAUAAUAGAGCAGUACCUUUUACAUUACAGCGACCGCUGCGAUGGCAUUACGGAUUGUAUUGAGAUAUGUUACCAGUAGGAACAUAAAUGAGUUGCUGUCUCCCUACUGCUUGUAUCCUCUCUGUUGUUGUUAGGCACACACAAUACAGUGGUGUCCAGAACACAUUGAUUGAUUAGUUAAUGCCCCUCUCUCCUCCCUUCCCUCCAGAAGCUCCAGUUGGUCCUAGCCCCCUUCACCAGUCUGUUCCCGAUGUCGCUGGACGAGGGCGUGUCUGAGAAGACCAGCUUCCUGUCUCACUCCUUCCAGCAGCUGGACCGCAUCGACUCGCUCAGCGAACAGAUCGGCUUCCUCGAGGAACGCCUCGGAACCUGUGAGUGGAUAAACACACAGUUAAAAAUGUAUUUUCGUUGUACUCCUCUUGUUGGACUAAGUGGCCAAAUAGAGGCUUGAAGUGGAUGUGAAGUGAUUUGGUUGACUAUAGAUAGUAACACCCCACUGGGCACACACUGGUUGAAUCAACGUUGUUCCCACAUCUUUUCAAUUAAAUUACGUUGAACCAAAGUGGAAUAGACGUUGAAUUGGCGUAUGUGCCCAGUGGAACUGAUUUGUCCACUGCUCUGUCUUCACUACAGGUUCCUGCCAGGAAAAUUAGACACAGAACAUGACUGGAUGAAAACCAACCGGACUUCACACAAGUCUGAAUCCACAACACAAUAACAAUAGGAAUGGAAUGAUUGCCCCAGCCCAGGAAUAUGGUAGGAGGAAGAAGGUUAGCAGAACAUAGGCCUACUCAACGUUUGUGUAUUCAUGUUCCUAUACCAGCCCAAAGUUUUGCUCUUGAGAACCCAAGGCAUUAACAAGGCAUUCUGCCUUAUCCCAAGGGUUCUCAGCUAUAAGCACUGCUUAUAGCUGAUUUCUGGUUUCCGUGUUUUAGGUUCACAUCAGUGCAGCUGGUUCCACUGUCAGAGCCACCAUGGUGGGUCUCACAUGGACAUCUGUAUUUGUCUAUUUAAGUUAUAAUUCCUUGUGCUUAUCUAAUAGAGCUACAAUAGACAGUUGGCUUUUUUUCUUUUUUUUUUACAUAGCUUUGUAACUUUUUGUAAUAAAAUUGAUUAAUCAAAAAUGUCUAGUAGAGGAUUUAUUGUGUGAAUGUAGAGUUUAUGUGAAUCCACGUGGAAGAAAUAUAACUAUAUAGAUCGAGAUCUCAUUUUGACCACUCAACGAACACAUUCCUAUACUGAUCAAAAAUAUAAACGCAACAUGUAAAGUGUUGGUCCCAUGUUUCAUGAGCUGAAAUAAAAGAUCCCAGAAAUGUUCCAUAUGCAUAAAUAGCUUAUUUCUCAUAUUUUGUGCACAAAUUUGUUUACAUCCGUUAGUGAGCAUUUCUCCUUUGCCAAGAUAAUCCAUCCACCUGACAGGUGUGGUAUAUCAAGAAGCUGAUUAAACAGCAUGAUCAUUACACAGGUGCACCUUGUGCUGGGGACAAUAAAAGGCCACUCUAAAAUGUGCAGUUUUGUCACACAACACAAUGCCACAGAUGUCAAGUUUUGAAGGAGCGUGCAAUUGGCAUGCUGACUGCAGGAAUGUCCACCAGAGCUGUUGCCAGAGAACGUAAUGUUAAUUUCUCUACCAUAAGCCGCCUCCAAUGUCGUUUUAGAAAAUGUGGUAGUACGUCCAACCGGCCUCAUCUGCAAAGCCUGGGUGUCCGAGGAUAUUAUUUUUUCAUCAAUGAAAUAAGAAACACACAGCAAUAAAGCAACAGCUCCUUAAGAAAAAAAUGACAUUUAUUUAUCAUUUUCCAAGGCAUUCAUCAAACACGUUUAUCCAUAUUUCUGUGAAAACAAGAAACACUUCAUCGUCGGUAUUAACCAGAUACUAUGAUGGGCUUCUUGUUGUGUACACACACACACACAGAGAGAAGGCUCACCAGGAUGUCAUAAGACAAGACACUUUGGCCAGCUCAGUUGUACAUAGUUAUCUUAAGCUACCAACAUUACACUUUAAUAGCUUUGGUGAAAUUCAUAGAAUAUUUUAUGAUUAUAUUUAUAUACCACCCAAACUCAACAUGAAAAAAGUGCUUUAUUAAUUUUUGGAAUACUUUCAAUAUUUCUCCAAUAUCUCCAAUAUAAUUGUGUAAAACAAAACACCAGGUCAACCAACAAGGUUCUCUAAAGAAGUGUUGCAGAGCCUGUCGAGUUAUCACGGUCAACGAGUCAAUGACGCUUUUAGCUGACACACUAGAAAGUUGAGCUACAAAACGUCCAUGAAAAUAAUCAUAGGCUAACUAUUGACCAUUGUCUAAAAUCAUUGACAGUUUACAUUUGGUUAGUACCAAAUUGGUAGCAUCUUUGAUGAACAUUCAAACAUCUUUGUUGCAAGAUAAAAAAAAAUGCAUGAGGAUAAGCAUAAAUAAUAAAAAAUACUCUCCAAAAGAUACUCUCCUAUGAACAAAAACAGAUGUCACAGAUUAAUUGUAUGUAUUUGGACCGACUGGCGUAUGUAUUUUCCUUACAUAGUUGUACUGGUCUUCAAUAACAAAGAUGAGGAAAGCCGAGUUGAUUUCCUCCUAGGAGCCAAGUAAGCCAUGAGUCCAGCAGGUGACACUAAAGCUCCUGCAGCCACUUGACUACGAAGAAGAGUAGUAGUAUACAGGUUUAUUGCCAGACGAAACACAAUGUUUUCACUCCUACAACGUGAGCAGUUCAUCAAUACCAUUUCAAUUCAGUCAUUUUAGGAAGUAAACUGAUAUUCUAAUUCCACAUUUGUCUCGUAGAAUAAUUGGAUUUGGAAUUUCAAUGUAUUUUCUGAAUUGAUUGACCCCAAACCCUGAUCCUCGGGAAGUUUAGGUGCACAAGAAAUAAAAAUGUACUCCGGAGGUUAACUAAUUUAACACUUAAUUUCAAAUAAAUUGAUUUCAUCAUUCACACAUUUCAUAGUGUCAGAAACCGACUUUAUGCAAGACAACAUUCCAUUGGAAUAUGUUAUACUUGAAAGCAACAACAACAACAAAAGUAAGAGUUACAUGCAAUUCGGCUGCAUAUACACAGGCAGCACAAUUCUGAUAUUUUUCCACUAAUUGGUCUUUUGUCCAAUCAAAUCAGCUUUUGCAAAUAAUUGGGCAUAAUAUAAGAAUUGGGCUGACUGUAAACGCAGCCAGAGUAGUACAAAGAAUCAUGAACGCCGAAAUACAUUCUCACACUGGCGUUUGACGGGCAAAAAGCUGCGAGCGACAUUUUAGCAAACUGUAAAGUAAAAGCUGUGAAUAUAAAAAAUUUCAAGAUCUGGAUGCAAAUGAUAAACUGAAUUGCCAUAAACCAAAAGUAUUACUGUAAGAUGUCAUCUGUCUAUUAUUUUCAAAAUAUAAAACCUAAAGUUUAAUUACUUCACAAUCCUAAAAUGUAUGAUUACUGUACCACCUUUCAACAUAAGGCCAAAACUUCACACUAAUCUGAAUUUCAGCCAAUUCUUUUCUUUUUAAAAACAUACCAAGCCUUCUUCCUGCAGUCAGACUUUACAUAUCAUACACCAUCCAUCGAUAAAAACAUCAAUGUAUUAUUCUCAGUUCUGUUUUGCCUAUCAUAAUUGGUCAGAAAACUACAGUAGGUGUUGAGACAUUCGCUUAACUCAUAUCCCUCAUCCUCAAUCUAUAGUAUAAACAGCACCUGUUUCUCAACAGGUAAUCACUCGGAUAGCAGCCCUCCUAGUUACCAGGUAACAAUAAGGAACAUUUGGACAAGCAAAGGAUUUACAAGAGUCGUUACAGUGCUGUUACGAUGCCAAGAUUGUUUUACAGCAAUUGUCAAUUCCCUGGAAAAAGGAAUUGUACAACUUAUUAGGUCAUAUUUUACUUCUUAACCAAGGGUACUGCCAUCACAGGGGUUACCAAACUACAGGUUUGUGUUGUUCUGUUUGAAGAGCAUUUGAUUCCUAUAUCACCUCUGAGAUUUAUUUUUUGGGGUAGGCUGAAACAAGCAGGGUUUAUUAGUUAGUUAGUUAUGGUGCUUUUCCAUUAAGACUUACCCCACACCAGUGAGUUGCCAGUGUUUUAUGUUAAUAUAGGCUCUAGUGUAAUUGUGUUUCCAUCAAGAGUGACUUGGGGCGUGCAGAAUCAACAACCUCUGCAUCAUUCAAGCCAGUUGCUUUGUGGGAAGGUGUUACAUUUCACAGUUAGCCUUUGCUAUGUAAAUGCCAGCUGAAAAGUUCCCAGGGCCUUGCCUUGGUUAGAGCAGGUCCGCCGGAGCCAUGUCCCAGUGAGACAGGUGCUGGCCCACAUGUCUGAGCCUUUUGGGUAAAUCACUGGGGUAAAUCCUCAAUGGAAAUGCACCAUUAGUAAAAAUUCUAGUUCAAACAUUCGAUUUGAGAUGUGAAACAUGGCGACUGUCUCUACCAUCACGAUACCAUCGUCAUUGCAGUGAAGCGAGGACUAAUAACUGAUGUUCAUUGGAAACCAUUUUUAAAAAAGAUCAAUCACUAACAGAUCACUUGUUACAUUUAAAACACUUCCCUCAUUAAAACACGUUGUACUGUAACUGUGUCACAUCUAGAUCACUCCCCACUGUGUUAGGUUUAAAAUACACUCCCCCUCAGUAAAACUCUCUCCUCUGUGUAACAUUUAAAACACUAGCACACUGACAUGGCACAAAAGGAAUCUUAAACUUUGGAACAGUAAUGCUUGGACAUUGCACUUCAUGAAAUCACCUUUGACACUUCGUAAAUAGAGAACAGAUCUUUGAGAAGACAGAAAAGUAGAGUCAAAUUUAUGCCAUUUAGCAGACACUUUUAUCCACAGCGAUUUACAGUCAUGCCUGCAUACAUUUUACGUAUGGGUGAGGAAUCAAACCCACAACCCUGGCAUUACAAGUGCCACACUCUACCAACUGAGCUCAUUGUUUUAAAAAAACACAAGCGAAACAAACAAGAUCAUAUGAUGUAGAAAUAAAUAUAAAGCAAAAUAUAUAACACAGCUGUAGAAAAUACACUUUUUACUCAAUGUUACAUGCAGUUUAUUUCUUAGGCUGUUGGAAAAUAAAAAACCAAGACAAUAUAAUAAUAAUUUGGUGGGUGGCUUAUAUUUGUCCUAUUUCACACAUGUACAAUGUGUAUUAAUACACGUGUGAAUGGGAAAUGUGUAUUUUUGCAUAUCCCAACUCCCGAGACACCCUCAGAGUGGGGUCACGGCCAGGGUAUGCCAUUAUCAACGGCGGCCCUGGAGCAAUUAGGUUUAAGUGCCUUGCUCAAGGUCAGACAGAUUUUCCACCUUGUCGGCUCUGGAAUUCGAACUGGCGACCUUUCGGUUACUGGCCCAACGCUCUAACCACUAGGCUAUCUGCCACCCUAGUACACCAACAAUGCACAGCGUUUGGAAAUCAUUGAGUCCACUAGAGUCCAUGAAUUUACUGAUGAUUGUUCUUGUCGUCGUUGUACUUUGUUUCUUUAUGUCGUAACAGUAUGUCAUUGAGCUAUUUUGAUCAUGUGGAUUGAGAAGCAAGUGUGGUAUGUAUGUAUCGAUAGAGUUGAUUGCACUGAGACACAGAUAAAUAACAAGUCCCUGGUCAACUACUGACCUCUCCUUUCGCUCUGUCACCCUCCAUCUCCCCUCAAGACCCCUGGUCCAGACCCUGGUCCUCCUUCAAAAGAGGCAAGAGGCUGGAAUGCACAACGGAACAGGGGAGGAUAAACUGGGGUUGGGUGGGGUGUUGGGGGAGGGGGUGCCGUGGUGUGUUGUGCGUGUGUGUUAG
Coregonus sp. 'balchen' is the source of this 14539-nucleotide messenger RNA. The record is from the annotation of a GenBank genome assembly. Lineage: Eukaryota; Metazoa; Chordata; Actinopteri; Salmoniformes; Salmonidae.